GCUAACGACAAAGAAAAAAGGGGGAAGAAUUAGUUAUGGGGAAUCGGCAGUCGUCAGAAAGAAACGUAAAACCUCCUCCUCCAGUUGAACGCUUCACAGAAUAUAGUAUUGAGGAGUGCUGAUGUCGGAACACGCGCAGCCAUUGUUGGCACCCUCCCCCAUCAGCCCCCGCCCGCCACCAACCCCACAACAUGCAACCCAGGGCCUGCCGAAACGCUCCUUCUUCUACCCGAUCCACGGCAUCCCGCAUCUUAUCGCCCACCGCUCCCUCCACCCCUCACUCUACUCCCGCGUCCUGCCACUAUGUCUGCUAUCGCUCUUCGUGGUGAUCUUUAUGUUCGCCUUCCUAUGGCUCCCCCACGUCUUCAUCCUUAGCCUCUUCCACGAGCCGUUCCCGCGGAGCGCCGCCGCAACAAUGAUCCUCUCCGAGUCCGGCACCAUCGUCGCACUCAUCGCCGAGUCGUUCCUCACCGAAAAGCAGAUCGUCGAUGUAUUCGACAUCGUGCUGCUAUCAGGGACGAAGCGAGUGCGCGGCCUCAACAAGCGCGCCGAGGCUAUGGUCAGGGUUACCCGCGAUCUAGUGGUGGACGAGGACGGCAGACGGCGGCUGGGGAAUCACAGACUUAGCCCGUACAUGAAGUCCCGAGAAAGCGUCCGCAUGGGUGUUUACUUCAUCCUCGAGCUGCCGUUGUGCUUCAUCCCCGUUGUUGGCACGGCGAUAUUCCUUUGCCUGCAAGGCUUCCACCUCGGCCCUCUCUGCCACUACCGCUAUUUCCAGCUGCUGGGCUGGGACAAAUCGCAGCGGCGCCGCUUCAUCCGGCGCAACCGCUUCCGCUACUUCCUGUUCGGGCUCGUGCACGUGUGUCUGCAGCUGAUUCCGGUGGCCAGCAUCUUCUUCCUCUUCUCGACGGGCACUGGCGCCGCACUGUGGGCGACGGAGUACGAGCGGCGGCUGUGGAAAGACGGCGGGCACGAGGAGUUCGACGACGAGGAGCGCGCCGCCGAGAUCGUGGCUAGUCUCCCGCCGCCAAAGUUUGCCGUCGAUGGCACUGGGGGCGGGCAGAAGAGUUGGUUGACUUGGUGGAGGAAGUAGAGGGCUGGCUGGGGCGUCGAGGGUGAUACGGAGUUCUGUUUGGGAGGAGUUUGUCAUUGGGGGAGCGCUUCUUUUUGGUUUGGACUGUGGUUUUUGCUUGUUUUGGAUCGUUCGUCGUCUAUACCCGUUGCUUUAAAUACCUUGAUUGAUAGACUUUACUUUUUCUGUACUAUACUUUAUCAGGCACGUUAUAUUUGCGAUUUAGCCGUUCAGCGUGUUUCGAGAGUAAACGAGGAAGUAAAUUAAUGUGUUGCCAAUGUCAAGAAUCGACAUAAACCUUCUGACAUAAAGUCACCGAGAUGGGCGCCAUAGAAU
Molecule: messenger RNA, 1408 nt
Organism: Tricharina praecox
Lineage: Eukaryota; Fungi; Ascomycota; Pezizomycetes; Pezizales; Pyronemataceae
Exons: 2
Coding region: 122-1093 (323 amino acids)
Cellular component (GO): lipid droplet; prospore membrane; ascospore wall
Source: RefSeq, a predicted model, not a curated record